Molecule: messenger RNA, 3192 nt
Organism: Trachemys scripta elegans
Lineage: Eukaryota; Metazoa; Chordata; Testudines; Emydidae
Gene: DENND1C
Product: DENN domain containing 1C
Exons: 22
Coding region: 229-2799 (856 amino acids)
Biological process (GO): endocytic recycling; endocytosis
Cellular component (GO): cytosol; intracellular membrane-bounded organelle
Molecular function (GO): guanyl-nucleotide exchange factor activity; phosphatidylinositol phosphate binding
Source: RefSeq, a predicted model, not a curated record
AACGAAAAGCCACACAGGAAACUCUGAAGCAACAAGAGAGCGAUUUUUUCAUAUUUUUGUAGAUGCACCGUAAAAAAAAAAAAAAGGAGAGAGAGGUUUUUUCUUGUUUUUUUUUUUAAUACCCAACCCGGCCUUGAAAUCUACCCUCCAGAGGUGCCGCGGGCACCACCCCCGUGGGAGGCAGCCAGCCUGGGAUGAGACCGUGACGGGGAAUGAGCAGUAACAAUCAUGGGCUCGCGGAUAAAGGAAAAUCCCCAGAAGACAUUUGAUUUGUUCUUCGAGGCAGCCUGCCCCACAUCUGCAGAUGACGACCCCCAGGUGCUGAGGCAGUUCCCAGAGGAGUUCGAUGACCAGGAAUCCAUCCAGAUGCUGCCCAAAUUCUGCUUCCCCUUCGACAUAGAGAGGGUAAAGGAGAGCUCUGUGGUGCAGAACUUCACCUUCGCCCUGACCGACCUGGAGGGGAACCAGCGCUUCGGGUUCUGCCGCCUGGCCGGGGGCUUCCGGACCUGCCUCUGCAUCCUCAGUUACCUGCCGUGGUUUGAAGUUUUCUACAAGAUCCUCAACAACAUUGCCGACCAUUUAGCCAAGGAGCAGUUGAAUGAACUGACCGAGCUCCUCUCCGCCCUCUAUUGCCACCCGGUGCCCCAGCUGAACAGCCCCGUGAACCUAGAAUUUGACCAGAAGUUGAACAAACUGAGAAUAAGCACCGGCAGCUUUCUGAAUGGCCGACACAGAGACCGGAGCCGGGAUCCGGCGGGCGGGACCGAGUCGCCCUCCUACUUCAUUGCCCCGGACCUCGGCAGCCUGCCUACCAUCCCGGAGAGCCUCACGGCCUGCGUCCAGGCCUCCUCCGCCAUGCUCUACCCCAUGUGCUGGCAGCACAUCUACAUCCCCACGCUGCCCCCGCACCUGCUCGACUACUGCUGCGCCCCUAUGCCCUACCUCAUCGGUGUCCACUCCAGCCUCAUGGAGAGGGUGCGGGACAAGGCCCUGGAGGACGUGGUGAUCCUCAACAUCGACACCAACACGCUGGAGUCGCCCUUCCAGGACCUGGAGAAUCUCCCGAGCGACGUGGUGUCUCUGCUGAAGCUCCAACUGAAGAAGCAGUCGGCCACCACUGGUGACGGGGUGGCCCGAGCCUUCCUCCGAGCCCAGGCACUGCUCUUCGGUGGCUACCGCGACGCGCUGCUUUGCACCCCGGGCCAGCCCAUCUCGUUCUGCCAAGAGUCCUUCCUCAACCACAAGUCCAGCACCAUGCGGGAGUUCCUGCACAAUGCCGUGCACCUGCAGUUCUUCAAACAGUUCAUCGACGAGCGCCUGGAGAAGCUGAACGCCGGCGUGGGCUUUUCGGAUGUGUUUGAGCAGGAAAUCACCAACAGCGGGUUGGCGGCGGGUAACCUGAGGUCGUACCAGCUGUGGGUGGAGAGCCUCAAGAAAGGCGGAGGGGCCCUGAUCCACACUGUGAAGAGCAAGACAAACCCAGCCGUCAAGAACAUGUACAAAUACGCCAAGAGCCAUGCCCGAGACAGGCUGAAGGAGAUGCGAAGUCGCUUGAGGUACAGGGACUUGGGCCAGGCUUCAGCCCUGCAGCGAGGCGGCUCCCUGAAGUGCGACCAGCUCUCAGGCCCCAUCCUGCCCCGGAGCACCCAGUCCGAGUGCCUGCAAAGCCGGCUGCCCAUCACCCAGCACUUCGGGAAGUCCCGACCCCUGCGACCCAAUAAACGCUGCAGCGGGAUGGAGCUGGAGGCCCAGAGGGCUGCCCCGGCAGAAGGCCACAAGGCUCCCCCAGACCCCGAUGCCAUCCCUGAUGGGGGGGAGAUGGACAAGAGCUUCCUGGAGACGGGCGAGAUCGACCUGCUGGGCGAGAUCUUCGAGACGCUGAGCCUGGCGGCGCCCAGUGGACGGGGGCUGCUCUACGGGACCCGCAGCCUGGACUUCUGCAACCUGGAGGAGGGCAGCUGCUACACCAGGCUGAGGCACAUGAACCCCAGCGAGGAGAACCUGAGCGGGCGCCAGGCCCGGGACCACGAGUGCUGGCUGCUGGCCGAGGAGGACGACUCGUCCCUGGAGUUCGCCCCCCCCUCUUCGGAGGAGGCCUCCCUGGCCGAGGAGGAGGCUGGGGACUCCCAGCAUGCUUUGCUGCUGCCCGCCAAGGCCACGCGCCCGGCCAGCGGGAUGUGGGACCGUGGGAUCAAUGAGGAUGAGGAGGGCUCUCCCCAGGCAGCUGAGAGGGUAGCAACGCUCAGGGUGCCCUGGCACAAGCCCUUCCAGCUCGGGGAGGAGGAGCUGGGGGGCGGAGGGGCUGGGGCAGAGCUGACACCAACCACUGGCUCUCUGGGGCCCCCUGAAGAAGUGGGGACAGGAGGCCACCCUGAAGCAGCCACUACAGGGCCAGAGUCUGGGCACGGGGUGUGCAGAGCAGAGCCCCUCCCCAAACAGGAUAGCCCCGCCCCUGAGGCAGAGACCCGCCCCAAACAGGAUAGCCCCGCCCCUGAGGCAGAGCCACGCCCCAAACAGGAUAGCCCCGCCCCUGAGGUAGAGCCCCACCCCAAACAGGAUAGCCCCGCCCCUGGGGCAGAGCCCCACCUCCCACCAGAUAGCCCCUCCUCCCCUAGGGUCCAGUCAGCUGUGGCUCUGUUCCAGGCCAAGGCCUGUAGGCAAACUGACAUCAGGGGCGGGGUCCCCCCGCUGGGGGCAGGGGCCACCCUGCCCAGCUCAUCCUGGCCGGAGCUGGACCAAGCCUCCCAGCCCCCGGCCCUGCCCAAGGUAUCGGAGCUGAAGAAGAGGUUUGAGUCCUAGAAGGCUGGCGGCAUGGAGAGCUGCACCCGGGGGCCCAUGCUGAGCUACUGACAUUGCUGGACCAGGGGCCCCCCAGGCAGAACUGCACCAGGAGGCCCAAAAGCUGCAGUGCCCCGCUCGGCUCAGGACAAUGGGGAGACGCUGGCCUGGCUCCGGCCUGCUCCACAAAGCCCGGGGGGGGGCUCUGAAUAAAUGCUUAUGGUGGAACCACCAUCUGGUUGCUAUUCAAAUCAGCCGUCCCACAGUGGGGCUGAACGCUCCCCAAAGCCAGCCUCCUGCUGCCUCCCCCUUCCCCGCCUUGGGGCUCCGUGCUCGAGGACAUCUGCAGCUUCCCCUCCCUUGGCUGACCGGAUCCCGCCCCCUGCAAAAAUGCAUCAUCAGCAAGGGCGAGAG